Molecule: messenger RNA, 5790 nt
Organism: Lytechinus pictus (painted urchin)
Lineage: Eukaryota; Metazoa; Echinodermata; Echinoidea; Temnopleuroida; Toxopneustidae
Product: Kv channel-interacting protein 4-like
Exons: 6
Coding region: 14-463 (149 amino acids)
Biological process (GO): regulation of potassium ion transmembrane transport
Cellular component (GO): voltage-gated potassium channel complex
Molecular function (GO): potassium channel regulator activity; calcium ion binding
Source: RefSeq, a predicted model, not a curated record
AUGUCCAUCGGGAAUGGUUAACGAGGAUACAUUCAAGACCAUCUAUGCACAGUUUUUCCCUCAAGGAGAUUCGAGCCACUAUGCCCAUUAUGUCUUCAAUUCCUUUGAUACGGACCAUAAUGGUUCAUUAACCUUUGAGGAGUUUGUACAAGGCUUGUCAAUACUAGCAAGAGGAUCAUUACAAGAAAAGUUAAACUGGGCCUUUAAUCUCUAUGAUAUCAAUAGAGAUGGAUACAUAACCAGAGAGGAAAUGUUAAAUAUAGUACAAGCUAUCUACGAUAUGAUGGGUAAAUACUCCGAGCCAACGGUAGAAGAUAUCUCACCGGUAGAACACGUCGAAAGAGUCUUCCAGAAAAUGGAUAUGAACAGAGAUGGUGUAGUUUCCAUGGAUGAGUUCAUUGAUUCAUGUAAAAGAGACGAUAACAUCAAGAAGUCCAUGCACGUGUUUGACACGAUCUUAUGAUCUGCACUGGCGCCCUCUUUGGUUCAGCUGAUGAAAUGUUAGAACAUUGGAUGAGCAAGGAGAGAUAUCCUCCAGACUUAUUUUUAAUACAUUAGGAGCAAAAACUUUCACCAUUAAAUCGUCAGACUCUUUGCAAGAUUUUAUACAUCUUUGUCCCCAAAUCAGUUGAUCAUGUGACAUCACAUCUAGCUUCUGAUUCGUCCGCUGCACUACUAGUUUAGUAAAAUGGAAUCAAAACCCAAGCAGUGAUUGACCAAUCUAAAUCUAAGUAAAACUUAAAAUAGAAGACCCUUAAAAUCAUCUGUUGAUUACGAGUUUAAUCGGCUGAACUUUUACCGACAAUAUUUUACUGGAUUUUACUGUAUUAAUUGUUUGGUCUUUGUAAUCAAUACCAUGGUUAAUUCAUAUUCAUAUAUCGCAAUGGUUUAAUUCUGCAAAAGAAAAGCAUGCUGAUUGUUCAGUUCUAUUGGAAUUUUCAAUUCCCCUUGUUCACGUCCACUUUUCUUUAAAAUAUUUAAUGAAAUGGAUCUUUGGAAAAUAAAAUUUGCAUUAUGAAUUAUCCAGGUUUUUAUUGAAAUGAAUUCAGUAUCUUACAUGAUUUUCCCACCUCAUAAAUUGUUGAAGAGAAACUGAGUAAGUUUAGUGCUUACGCAUGUAUCAAAGAUCUUACCUAUCUGCUGUAAGUACAUUCUAUGCAUAGAAAAAAAAAUUAAAUAUCAACACAGAAAAGGAAUUUGUAAAAGAUCUUUUUACUUAGUAAAAUUAUCCAAUUGUACUCAUUGAAAAGACAAAAGUUGGCCCAACUAUUUUAGCCUGAAGUGUCCUUUCUUACUUUGUACAAAAACCUCUUUGCAGUUUUUCUACUCUCAGUGCUGUAUAGACUGCCGCGCCAGUCUUUUCUUUGAAAAAAAAUGCCUGUAUUCUGCGGGGGUAUAUGGUGAAAAUGCAGUGAUAGUGAAACAAAGAAACAGAGAGCAUGGAUGCAAGUCUAAUUAUUCUUAAAGGUUUCGAAGGAUUGAAGGAGGGGGAGAACUCUAUUGUCUUGAUUUAUACCGGUGCUAUAUCAAAGAAAUUCUUUAUUGAAGGUGAAGCUGGUUUUUACUACAUAAUACCUGUAUUAUAUGAGAUAAGGAAUGUUAUCAUUAGUAAAAGAGUACUAGUACAAUGAAUUCUGAUUACUUGUUAGAAGGAUUAGAUGAAUAGCAUAAUAGGUAAACGAAUAGGUUUAUUGGGACAGUUUGAAUUUGAUGAUAUCUUUAAUACCUACGUGAGCUCCAAAUGCCAGAUAGAUAAAUUUGUUGAAAGCAAAUUUAAUUGUAAGACAAUCCAAUUUCUUGUUGAUUUUAAAACGUGUAGCUACUCUGCAUUGCAAGAGUAUGAUUUUGUCAUUUUGAUGUAUGGUACAAUUUUUUCCCUGAAAAUUUAGGUGUUUGGAGCAAAUAAUUAAAAAUUUACCAGAACAAGUGUUUAUGCUUGCCUUGCCGAAAUUGAAAUGCAAGUUCUAUAGUUUGCCAUUAUGAAUGCUGGAACUGUUUACUAACAAUCAAUAACUCUUUCAUUAAUCAAUGUUUCCUCAUAUUUAUUAUUUUCUUCCAAAUAUGUAUACCGUAUCUUGAAGUUGGCAUUUAUUAGCAUAAUGCUCUCUGUGAAUAAAUUUGAUUUAUUAUCUAGUAUUUUUCAAAUUAAUAUUCCUCCUCAUGACAUAAACGGCAAUGUUUGAUAUUAUUAGCUAUACUAAGCAUUUUGGCUGCAAAUAUAUAUUGCAUACUAUUUGGAAUUAUAAUUGGGAGUGGGCAACAUUUUCUCUUUUUCCCUCUUUUGGAUUUCCAUCAUUGAUGGCUAUACAAAUAAAAGGGCAAUAUUUAUUUAUAUUGCAUCCUGUGCUUUUAUCAAAGUGCAAUGCACAGUUACUGUUACAUCUAAAAGAGACAUGGUAUAAAUACAUCACAAUUUUUUUUAAUCCAGAAUUAAUUAAAUACCUGAAUAACUUGGAAAAAUAGGCUUGAAUCAUGCAUUUUAUACCACUCUAGGUAAUGAUAGCAUUGACUGUCUAUUUUGGGGAACUUGGAAAAUGUUUGCAAUAUUGCCCUUAUCUAAAGACUAAGAGCAGUACUAUUCUGUUCCUGGCAACAUAUUUACUGUUCCCCUCCAGAGCAGUCAAUAUUAUAUGAUAUUAACUUCUCCCUAAAGCUCAUCAGUAGACUGUAUGUUAAACUGAUUAACCAGUUUACUAAAUUUUGCAAUCUCCAUAGACUUUAUACAAGGACUGUCAAGGUCCAAUGAGUGAAGAUAUUGAAUGAUGUAGUUUACUUCUCUGUACAUUUUGCAUUCCAUUUCUAUAUAUCAAAAUGAACUGCUUAUUUUUGUGUUUACGACCUUAGAUGAAAUGUUUAGUUUUAUUAUGAAUUUUAGUUUGAUAUUUUAUGCUAUUAUCAGUUAAAAUGAUAUUGUUUUCCUCUUCUGAUUAUGAUCACAUUUUUACAAAGUGCCUUUCAUAUUUAUUGGAAGCUUUAUUGAGGUAUGUAAAUAAACAAAAAAUACAUUUAUGCAUUUCAGAAGUUUAUCAUUUAUAGUACUUCACAAAAUAUGGUAUUAAACAAAAAUAUUCAGAUAUAUUUGAUUUUAGUUUGUUAUUGCUAUUUAGGAAGGCAUAAAUUUGCAAUGUUUAAUAGAAUUGAUUGCUGUCUAUUAUGUUGGAUUGAAUUUUUUUUUCGUUUUCAAGCUUCUUGAUUUAUUGUAGUACUUCUGUGUAUAUAUUCCUAUUGAAUUAUCUGCAAAUCUGAUCUAAAUCUAUGCCAUUAUCGAUAAAAAUAAAUCAUGUAAUAUUUGACUUUUAUAGCAGGUUAUUCAUACACAAUACUUGUAUUGUGAAGGCCCUAUCAUUCUACCUUAUUGCUUAAGUCACACAAACAAUUGUAAGCGGACUGAUAACAUGCCAUUUGAAAUAAUGUAAUAGCUUUAGAUUUGUCGGUGUAACUUUAAAUUCAUUAACCCGUUGUAGACUUAGCCUGCUGGUGUGUAUGGAAAACAUGUGUUAUAGCAAAAUUAUCCAGUCUCCAACGGGUUAAGAGGGAAAUUUGAACACACCAAUAUAACACUAAGAUCAAAUAAAGCUUUGUAUGAGAGUUUUAUCAAGAGAAAAUUAUGAAUUAUCUACAUUACUUAUGGAAUAUGAUAUAAUCACUUUUCUUCAAAGAUGUAAUUUUUAGGAAAAGAUAAAAUAUGUAAAUCACAUUGGUACAUCAUAUCUGUCUCUGAGAAAAAUAUUUUCUUUGUUUUUGUUUUUUCUUCGUUUUGAAUGAAUAAUAAAAGUGGGUUUUGCAAUAUGGAGAUGAUGUGUGAAUGUAGUUGGAUGUGGCCAGAGUAAUAGACAGUAUUUUUAUUUGAUUCUAUAAGAUAUGAGGAGAUUGGAUUUCAUUUUAAGUGUAUGAUAUGAAUAAGUGUUGCAUUUGUUCUGUUUCAGUAAGGAUAAAUUUUUUUCUCUGCAAAAUAUUUGUGAAAGCAUUGCAAUUCAUUGCUACUAUGUGUAUAUUUAUCAUACCAUAAUACCUCUCUUUGUAUUCUAUGGUGUAUAUUGUGGAUAUUGCAUUCAUUUUUCAUUAUCCCAACUUUAUUUGUAUAAAGGGCAUGUAUUAUAGUUAACCAAAACAGCAAAUGUCAACAAAAAAUUAUAAUCUUUAUUAUAUCAUAUUCAAUCCAUAUAAAAUCACAUAUUCAAAAUAAGCAUAUGCAGUAUUACUCUACAUAUAAAGUCAACAGAAAAAAUUGCAUUAUACCCACAAAAUUAUUAUAGAUGUACAGGUAUUUGACGCAAGUGGGAAGGGGUUGUCCCUGCUUUCUUAAGUGAAAAGGCAAACUAUCGUCUUUCUUGAACAGAAUCUGAGAGAUGGACUUUUUUUUCUUGUGCACAUUUUGGAAAUAUGGCUUAGAUUGAGGCACAUCAUUUUAUAUGUAUAGACAACUUCAAUAUGACAUAAAAGCCUGAUUAGUUGCUGUAUAUUUUUAUUUUUAACCCUUGUCACUGGAAACAAAAUAUAAAACGGUAAUAAGUGAUGACAGUAACAAAGAAGAGAGAUUGUUUCCUAAUAUAACUUUUUCAUUAAUAUCACUAAAAAUUGUGAUUAUUAUGUUCAUUUUUGUUGACGAUUUUUGUGUGAUAUUGUUUUGUUAUGUUUUUAAUUUCUGUUGAUACAGGGCCCCUUGGUGGAGCAGUUCUUGUAACUGAAAGGGCUUGACAAAUAAAUAAAAAAUAAAAAAUAAUUUCUGCUACUGAUCUAGGAUUAUAUCAUUCACAUGAUUAAAAAUGAGCCUUACAAAUUGUUACGUUAAAACAACAAUAUCAAGAACUGGGGACAGGGUUUUAAGUUAUUCUGAUUCUAAUAUAUAUUCCUGAUGGUUUUAGUAAACUCACAAAAAUUUGUUUAAAAUAUACUCUGAUUUUUUUUUCCAGUUUAGUAAGUGAAAGCUCUAUGCAUGGAAAACAGAAUGUGUUAGCUAUUCGCAUUUAAAUCAUAUUCACCGUCAGUAUCAGAUAAUAGAAAAGUGAUUAAUCGUUUCGUCUGAUCAAAUAAUUCUAUGGUUCAAUCAUGAAUGUGUGUUUUCACUGCUUUCUCUUCUUACACUUUUUGGAUAUAUGUGUUUAAAUUGUGAACCAUUCUGCAUUGUUUUCAAAGAAUGAAAAUGAAAGAAUUUCUCAAUGCUUGUAAAGUUGUAUUGCUUGUAUAAAACAAAUAUGUUUUUGUCUAUCGUUCUCUAUUUCUUUCUUUCUCUGUCCAUGGCAUAAAUGUUUACUCAACUUAUUCACAAUCAAACUUUAGUUAUAAAAGGAUGAAAUGAGGUAAAAACUAUACUUAGCAAUUCCAUUUGUUCAAAAUAUCUCAAAACAUUUUUAACUUGUCAUGACAGAUGUCUAUGUAACAAGAAAUGCUUAAAAAACAAUGUGUACAAGUACUCUCCAGAUUCAAAAUGAUUUAAAAUUCAAUAUGCCAGGUGAGUAAUCUUUCUCUUUGUACAUCUUUCUUUCUGUUUAGUUCCAUCAGAUGUGUAUUUUUCCAUUUCGGUAUGGUAGAGAAUUUUGCUACAUACAAGUAAUUUUAGUCAUCAUUUCAUGGUAUAUAGAAGGAAAGGGUUAUUACAAUAUGGGAUUUUUGCCCAUUUUCUGCUGUAAAUAUUUCUCUUGUUCAUUGAAUUCAAGCAUGGUUAGGCACUGCUCUCUUUUAAUGAGGUGCUCCGUGCUGAAUGCAACUGAUGAAUAUACAAACAUAUUACAAUAUUUGUACCAAACAUUAUGAGACGUAAUUUCACAAUAAAACGAAGAUUGGAAACGA